Messenger RNA from Laccaria bicolor S238N-H82, 588 nucleotides. RefSeq lists its product as uncharacterized. The transcript is spliced from 3 exons. Gene Ontology annotation, biological process: response to heat; response to hydrogen peroxide; protein complex oligomerization. The record is from RefSeq and is a predicted model, not a curated record. NCBI's taxonomy places the organism in Eukaryota, Fungi, Basidiomycota, Agaricomycetes, Agaricales, Hydnangiaceae. The coding region runs from base 1 to 483 and encodes 160 amino acids.
AUGUCAGUUUUCCAUUACGAACCCUUUUACGACUUCGACCGCUUCCUCGAGGACGCAUUCGUCCCACGCGCUUGGACCGGUGGGGAGCAGCAGCCAGUUCAGAGGCGUGCCAUCGGCGGGAGCGAUACCACCGCCGAUGGGGCCGUUCGCGCUUUGAAACCAAGGAUGGACUUACACGAGGACAAAGAGAAAAACCUCGUCACUGCUACCUUUGAGCUUCCAGGCUUGAAGAAGGAAGACAUCCAUCUCGAGAUUCAGAACGGUCGCUUGUCCGUUUCUGCUGACAGCAAGAUUUCUAAGGAUUAUGAAGAGGGAGGGUAUGCGGUUCGUGAGCGCCGCUAUGGGAAGUUUUCGAGGACUCUUCAGCUUCCUCAGGGUGUCAAGGACGAUGGAAUUAAAGCGUCUAUGGAUAAUGGUCUUUUGACCAUUACGUUCCCCAAGACGGCUGAAAACCUUGCACCCAAGAAGAUUACUAUUUCUUAAAUCUCUCUCGACAAAAUGACUCGGGUUACAAGUUAAUCCAACUGUAUAAUGUACCAUACUCUUGUAUUCAUCGUAACAGCUUCAAUUUUACAUUGCACUUCUUUC